This is a messenger RNA of Sclerotinia trifoliorum, 2335 nucleotides long. The record is from the annotation of a GenBank genome assembly. Lineage: Eukaryota; Fungi; Ascomycota; Leotiomycetes; Helotiales; Sclerotiniaceae.
GAUAUAUGUGAUGCAUACCAUGAAUCCACUCCUAUUCACGGAGGAAUAGAUAGAGGCCGUUUGGAGCCUCCGGACAUGGAAACAACUGCUUAUGCCUGCAGCGCACAAGGUUUGAAAGAGGUAGCGAAUAGUAGACGGAGAUGCAUGGAUGUUUCUACUGGAUGAAUAUACAGCAUGAGGCAUUCUGGUAGACCAGAUGAAGCAUCGUCUGAUUGGCUAAUUCGCUUGAAAAACUAAUCUAAAUAUCGAACUUCGAUACAUAUAUUAUGCAAUUUUUAACCCCCACCAGUUUCCCCAGAGCAGACUUUUCAUCCAAAGCAACAAAAGUACGAAGCUGGUUAUCAGGCCUUGGAGAAGAAUCAAAAUGGCGAGGUAGGCUCUCUAUACACUGUAUGUCCCAGAACAAUGAAUCGCUAAGGGGGAAACUCUCAACCCAGCCAUCCAGAAUCUCAAACAGUUGAAGUAGAUAACGCCUAUUUCGAAACAGUCAUAUACUACAACCGGCACUUCCAGCAGUAUGCCAUAACGAACUUAUCUUAUUUUCAGCCUGUCGACGAGGUAAAAGGACCAGGUGGCACAAAAUACUCUGAAGAGAUUGAACUAAAACAUCUGCGCAGGACGAACUAGAAAGGCUGCGCGUUUGGCAUGCAGUCUUGAAUAGAGUAUUUGAUAAUCGUCUGCUAUUCCCCACUUUGGGCAGACCUAGAAGAAUUUUGGACUGUGGCUACGGAACAGCCAGCUGGGCUAUCGACGUUGCAACACAAAAUCCUGGAUGCGAGGUUUUCCACCCAACCCUUUCUUCUUCAGCACGAUGACGCGGCGGCAUUUUGUUUCUGAAAGCUAAACUGUAGUGGAGGAGGAUCCAGAUCCUUCCAGUAGAUUGGUCUGGGCAGAUGAAUGAGCAUCCUUACAGAUGUGGAAAUUAUCGAAAUAGUUCAGUGCUGAUGUUUGUGCAGGUUAUAGCAAUUGACAUCUACCCAUACCAGCCGGAAACAGUUCCGGAAAACUUGUAUCUGCAAGUGGACGAUCUCAACAAUCGGUUCGUACUCGAAAGAUAAAAGGUGGAAUAUGUCUGAUAACGUCGAAUAGAUUCACUUUUCAAGCCCACAAUUUUGAUCUCGUCCAUAGUCGAUUGAUGACUGGCGCUAUACAUGUGAACAGAUGGGCUGGUUAUCUCCGUGAUAUGCUUCGUGUGCUCCGGCCUGGAGGGUGGGCUCAGUUGGUGGAACUGUAUCACAAUGUUCAGUCAGACAAUGGGAGUCUCACGGACGGUGAGUUUCUCCACAGUUAUGACCCGAAAAGGUUGAAACUAAUCGAACCAAACGAUAAGCCCAUGCACUUAGGCAAUGGAGCACCAGGUACAUCGAGAGCUUGAAUGGUGUGAAGGAUCUUCGUGUCCCGCCCCGGCUCCCAGAUAUGAUGCGAGCGGCAGGAUUUGUCGACAUUGAACAUAGAAUGAUUCCACUUCACACUUGUGGCGUAAGCUUUUAUUUCCACUUAGUUCAAAAAUUUAGGCAUUGUGGGAAAGUUUCCCGAGUAAUGCUGUCUCAUCUCGACUUGAGAAUGAAGACUUUCCUUAUGUAUAUAUAUAUAUAUUCCUUAAAGCUUAUAUGGUGACGGUGAAAGACUAACUAAAAGUAAUUUCCAGUGGUCAAGCGGUCAGUAAAAAAGAAUUGGGCAGAUAAGUACGCUAAUAACAAUUACAACAGACCCCAGGGAGUAUGAGAUUGGUACUGCCAACAGAGCAAACGUGCAACAGUUUUUAAGUUCCAUUGCGCUGUAUCCAUUCGCGGAAAGGCUAGAGUGAUUAUCUCUGCUCCAUUUAUUACUGCUGUCAGAUCUGACGAAUGUUAGAAUGCCGAUUCAAGAUGUCCAACUUCUUGUAGCACAAGCUCGAGUAGAGGCUGAUGACCCAUUGCUGAAGGUGAAGGCGAAUUCCAGACGUCCUGAAGGGUAGUCGUUGCUAACCUUUCGCUUUCACAGGCAUACUUUCCGUUGUAUGUGUGCAUCGGGAGAAAACCGCGCUUGCGUCGAUAGGUCGUGGGCGUCGAAGUAUGUUUACAGAUAUAUACACGGGCACUUAUGUAGUUUGAGGCGCUGAGGAACUAUGCAGUACAAAUUGAACGUCAGCAGGGAGAAGGGGGAGGGGAAGUUGGUCGUGGUCAGGAGUCUGAAGAAUUGAAUGGAAAGAAUCCCCACUGUCUUUUUCAGCACUCUGAAGAUUGAACGUACCUGAUCGGUUCUUACAGCAGCCGUUCAAGUGGCAGGCCUCAUUGUGAAAAAUAUGUAAGGGAUUAUUGAAAGUUUGUGAUGGUGAGGUCGUUGGUUAUGUGAG